Chanos chanos (milkfish) is the source of this 2003-nucleotide messenger RNA. It is a transcript of the gene alas2, whose product is annotated as aminolevulinate, delta-, synthase 2. Gene Ontology annotation, cellular component: mitochondrion; mitochondrial matrix. Gene Ontology annotation, biological process: heme biosynthetic process; hemoglobin biosynthetic process; erythrocyte development. The record is from RefSeq and is a predicted model, not a curated record. The transcript is spliced from 11 exons. Bases 73 to 1842 code for a protein of 589 amino acids. Gene Ontology annotation, molecular function: 5-aminolevulinate synthase activity; pyridoxal phosphate binding. Lineage: Eukaryota; Metazoa; Chordata; Actinopteri; Gonorynchiformes; Chanidae.
CACAGAGCGCGAGCCUGUUUUUACCGCUGUUCAGAAGUUCGUCCUCAGUGCAGGUCAACAGCUGCGAAAACCAUGUCUGCCUUUUUGCACCACUGUCCUUUCCUGAAGUCUACUUCUGGACCUUUACUAAGGGGAAUGGGCGCAUCACUCUUCUCUAUGGCUGACCGAUGCCCCAUCAUCGCCCGUCAGAUUACCAUCAAAGCCUCCCAGACUCAGGCCGCUGAUGGCCCUUUAACCUUAAAGGAGCCAAAGCGCUCUUUGACUGGAUCUGCCGCCCAGGUGCCGUUGUCCAUGUCCAAGGGCUGUCCAUUUGUGUCCUCCAAGAUCGGGAUGGUGGAAGCUAGCCCCGAGGUCCAGGAAGAUGUCCAGUCGGAAGACAAAGACCUUUUGGGGCUGAUGAGUUCACUACCACGGGGCCAACAGAACUCUGGUGUGCAGGAUCUCAUGUCUCCCUCACCAACACAUUACCUGAGAGACAAUAUGGAGGGCCCCAGUUUUGACUACGAUGACUUCUUCACUCAGAAGAUUGUUGAGAAAAAGAAGGACCACACAUACCGCAUCUUUAAGACAGUCAAUCGAUACGCAGAUGUUUUCCCCUUUGCUGAAGACUACUCAGUUCCCGGACGCCAAAUCCCCCAGGUGUCUGUGUGGUGUAGCAAUGAUUACCUCGGAAUGAGUCGUCAUCCACGAGUGAUUCAGGCCAUACGUGAAGCUCUGGAGAAGCAUGGAGCCGGAGCAGGUGGCACCAGGAACAUCUCCGGCACAAGUAAUUAUCAUGUUUCCCUGGAGAAGGAGCUGGCCCUUCUGCAUCAAAAGGAUGCAGCUCUAGUCUUCUCAUCUUGCUUUGUUGCCAAUGACUCUACCCUCUUCACUUUGGCAAAAAUGUUGCCAGGAUGUGAGAUCUACUCAGAUAUGGGGAACCACGCAUCCAUGAUCCAAGGCAUCAGGAACAGUGGAGCCAAACGCUUCAUUUUCCGACACAACGACGCCAGACACCUUGAAGAGCUGCUGAAACGAUCCGACCCCAAAACGCCCAAAAUUGUGGCGUUUGAGACCGUGCAUUCCAUGGAUGGAGCGAUUUGUCCUCUGGAGGAGCUGUGCGACGUGGCACAUCGAUACGGAGCGUUGACUUUUGUCGAUGAGGUGCAUGCAGUCGGCCUGUACGGGGCCCAUGGGGCGGGUGUCGGGGAAAGAGACUCUGUAAUGCACAAGAUUGACAUUGUCUCUGGAACACUGGGUAAGGCGUUUGGCUGCGUCGGAGGUUACAUUGCCAGCAGCGCUGCACUGGUCGACAUCGUGCGCUCUUACGCCGCCGGCUUCAUAUUUACCACCUCGCUGCCGCCCAUGAUCCUGGCCGGGGCUUUGGAGUCUGUCCGUGUCUUGCGUAGCACAGAGGGACAGUCUUUACGCAGGGCCCACCAGAGAAACGUCAAACACAUGAGGCAGCUUCUACUGGAUGCUGGCCUGCCUGUCAUCAGUUGCCCCAGUCAUAUCAUACCCAUACGGGUUGGCAAUGCAGAGAAAAAUUCCAAAGUGUGUGACAUUCUACUCCAGAGACACAACAUCUACGUCCAGGCCAUAAAUUAUCCGACCGUUCCCCGCGGCGAGGAGCUGCUGCGUCUCGCUCCCUCUCCGUUCCACAACCCGGUUAUGAUGGAGUUUUUCGUAGAGAGGCUUCUGGAAGUGUGGCAAGAGGUGGGGCUCCCACUCAACGACAAAGCCACUGCCUGCUGCACGUUCUGUGACCGCCCGGUCUACUUUGACCUCAUGAGCGAGUGGGAGCGGUCUUAUUUCGGUAAUAUGGAGCCCAAGUACAUCACUGUUGCUGCGCAGUCAAUCUAAUUCGGAAUGACCAGACGACACAGAACACCCAAAUCUUCCAAAAUUGCACCAAUUCCAAAACAUUUCUCUCCGCGAAUAAAUGAUUAUGUCAUCGGGGAAGAUCCAUUGACAUUGCAUAAUCUCUCUUUAUUUGUUUAUUUUUUGGGGGGCUAAUUUUUUUU